Molecule: messenger RNA, 1560 nt
Organism: Cherax quadricarinatus
Lineage: Eukaryota; Metazoa; Arthropoda; Malacostraca; Decapoda; Parastacidae
Cellular component (GO): extracellular region
Molecular function (GO): peptidase inhibitor activity
Source: RefSeq, a predicted model, not a curated record
AUGGCAGGACUAACUGUGUUACUAGUGCUGUGCUGGGUAGGGCUAGCUGUCGCCCAGGUCAAGUUUCCAGACAAAGCCAACACCACAAAUAUCGCCACCACCGUCCAGUCCAAACGACAGCAUGAUUCCUCACCAGGCCAGCACGACUCUCCUCCAUCCCAGCCCUUAACACCCCCACACCCCGGACAAACAAGAUUUGCUCCUGGACUGCUAGAGAGUCUGGACUUUCUGGGACUCUUCACUGAGGAGGCAUGCAAGCAGUGUUCUGUGUCUGACCAGCACCUCAAUCGCAGGUGCUGUCAGUCCACUCGUUCCUGCUGCGCCUUCAUCCUCCCAGCUGGGCAAACUGGUUCCUUUGGUCUGGGUGUUCAGACAUUCCCAGGACAAUUUCAGGGACAGUUCCCAGGACCAUUCUCAGGACAAUUCCCGGGGCAAUUCCCGGGGCAAUUCCCGGGUCAAUUUCAAGGACAAUUCCCGGGACAGCUCAUCGGUGCAGCGGGUUCGCCAGGGCUGCCUGAAGCGGUGCAAGGAAAAUCAGGCUCUUGUCCUCUCCUGGCUGGAGUUCACACCGGCUUUACCAGGUUCGGGGGUGCCUCUUGUGUCGCUGAAUGUCAGAGUGAUUUCCACUGUCCCGGCCUGUUCAAGUGCUGCCUUGUGGGAUGUUCUGCCGUUUGUCGCACCCCUCAAGUAAAUCAUCCGACGACAAAGCUAGGUUUGUGCCCUCACCAAGGCUCUUUAGGCUUCCCAGGCCUCCGGUCAGAAGCUGCUGGGUCCUCACAACCCCUAGAAGACCACGCAACCAUCUCCACAGAAACACAGGCACACGUCACCCAACAAAAAGAUGACAAAGGUACCAGAGGUAGUAAAUCGCUUUCAGGAGAUGAAAUUCAUGGACGUUUCACUCGAUCAGCGAACCCCAGGGAUCAGGAUAUUAACCACGAAACACUCCUGAACAAAUGGCAGCGGACCCGAGACCGGUCUAACCGGUCAACCAGCCAGACAGAUCAAGAUGAUUUACCCGAGACUAGCCCAAGCCAACCAGAAGGAACCAAAAGCCGAUAUAUAAGAUCACCAAACCGUGAAGACAAUGAUGCCCGUCAAGAUACACGGUUUAACCGAUGGGAACGAACCCGCGGUCGCCCUAACAGAUCAGUAAACCAGACAGAUCAAGAUGAUUUACCAGAGAUUAGCCGAAGCCGACAAGAAGGAACCAAAAACCGACAUAAACGAUCACCAAACCGUGGCGACAAUCAUUCUCGUCAAGAGACACGGUUUAACCGUUGGGAGCGAACCCGAGGCCGGCCUAACAGGUCAAUUAAUGAGGAGAAUCAGGAAGAGUGGCUGAAGAAGACUCUGUUAGAUGUUCGUGCAGUUGAGGAAGGCGUGAGCGAGGCAACAACCAGACGUCGUGCUCGUCAGACACAACCAGACCACAGAUUUUUCUUCGGUGAUCCUUUCUGUCGUGACGAGUGCUUCAGUGACUUCGAUUGUCCUACGAACCUCAAAUGUUGUUUCAAGGACAAAAAUUGCCGUCUUUGCGUCAGACCUAUAUUCAAUUAA